CUCAGCCUUCACCCUGCGGGUGCACCUCAAGAGAGCGGCGGCAUGCGGCACUCCCUGGCUGGCCCACUGUCUUCUGACCUGCUGUUGACCACCCCCAGGAGGCCCUGACGCCCUGGGGCACUUCCGCUCUGCACAGGACCACGCUGGGGUUUGCCAUGGUGACAUAAAGGGGUGUAGAGGAAGGAAGGAGCAAGACCAGCCUGUAGACUGUGCCCCUGGCUGGGAGAGAGGGCCAGGGGCCCGGAUCCUUCUCUCCGCUGCCCUUUGAACGUCUUACUUCUAAGUGUCUGAAUCUCUCAGUCAGUGGACAGCUCUUGGGCCUCCUGUGUGAGGCCUUGCGGGGGGCCAGGCCAGGCUGGGCCUCUGCGGGUUGAGGUCUCGGGGGCCAGGAUGCCUGCCCUGGCGUGCCUCCGGAGGCUGUGUCGGCACAUGUCCCCGCAGGCUGUCCUUUUCCUGCUGUUCGCCUUCUGCCUGUUCAGCGUCUUUGUCUCUGCCUACUACCUGUACGGUUGGAAGCGGAGCCUCGAGCCCUCAGCAGAUGCCUCGGAGUCUGACUGUGGGGACCCUCCACCCGUGGCCCCCAGCCGUCUCCUGCCCAUCAAGCCCGUGCAGGCGGUUGCCCCUUCCCGAACAGACCCCCUGGUGCUGGUCUUUGUGGAGAGCCUCUAUUCACAGCUGGGCCAGGAGGUGGUGGCAAUCCUGGAAUCUAGCCGCUUCAAGUACCGAACAGAGAUUGCACCCGGGAAGGGGGACAUGCCCACGCUCACUGACAAGGGCCGUGGCCGCUUUGCCCUCAUCAUCUAUGAGAACAUCCUCAAGUAUGUCAACCUGGAUGCCUGGAACCGGGAGCUGCUGGACAAGUACUGCGUGGCCUACGGCGUGGGCAUCAUUGGCUUCUUCAAGGCCAAUGAGAACAGCCUGCUGAGUGCACAGCUCAAAGGCUUCCCUCUUUUCCUGCAUUCGAACCUGGGCCUGAAGGACUGCAGCAUCAACCCCAAGUCCCCACUGCUCUAUGUGACACGGCCCAGUGAGGUAGAGAAGGGCGUGCUGCCCGGCGAGGAUUGGACUGUCUUCCAGUCCAACCACUCUACCUAUGAACCAGUACUGCUGGCCAAGACGCGCUCCUCCGAGUCCAUCCCGCACCUGGGUGCGGAUGCGGGCCUGCAUGCCGCACUGCAUGCUACUGUGGUGCAGGACCUGGGCCUCCACGACGGCAUCCAGCGUGUGCUGUUUGGCAACAACCUCAACUUUUGGCUGCAUAAGCUGGUCUUCGUGGAUGCUGUGUCCUUCCUCACAGGGAAGCGCCUCUCACUGCCUUUGGACCGAUACAUCCUGGUGGACAUCGAUGACAUUUUUGUGGGCAAGGAGGGCACACGCAUGAAGGUGGAGGAUGUGAAGGCCCUGUUUGAUACACAGAACGAGCUUCGCACACACAUCCCAAACUUCACCUUCAACCUGGGCUACUCAGGGAAAUUCUUCCACACAGGUACCGACGCUGAGGAUGCUGGGGAUGAUCUGCUGCUGUCCUACGUGAAAGAGUUCUGGUGGUUCCCCCACAUGUGGAGCCACAUGCAGCCCCACCUAUUCCACAACCAGUCUGUGCUGGCUGAGCAGAUGGCCCUGAACAAGAAGUUCGCUGUCGAGCACGGCAUUCCCACAGACAUGGGGUACGCAGUGGCGCCCCACCACUCCGGUGUGUACCCUGUGCAUGUGCAGCUGUACGAGGCCUGGAAGCAGGUGUGGAACAUCCGUGUGACCAGCACAGAGGAGUACCCCCAUCUGAAGCCUGCCCGCUACCGCCGUGGCUUCAUCCACAAUGGCAUCAUGGUCCUCCCUCGGCAGACCUGUGGCCUCUUCACACACACCAUCUUCUACAACGAGUACCCUGGAGGCUCCAGUGAGCUGGACAAGAUCAUCAAUGGGGGAGAGCUCUUCCUCACCGUGCUCCUCAAUCCUAUCAGCAUCUUCAUGACGCACUUGUCCAACUAUGGAAAUGACCGCCUGGGGCUGUACACCUUCAAGCACCUGGUGCGCUUUCUGCACUCUUGGACCAACCUGAGGCUGCAGACACUGCCCCCUGUGCAGCUGGCCCAGAAGUACUUCCAGAUCUUCUCUGAGGAGAAGGACCCACUUUGGCAGGAUCCUUGUGAGGACAAACGCCACAAAGACAUCUGGUCUAAGGAGAAGACAUGUGACCGCUUUCCAAAGCUUCUCAUCAUUGGCCCCCAGAAAACAGGCACCACGGCCCUCUACCUGUUCCUGGGCAUGCACCCGGACCUCAGCAGCAACUACCCCAGCUCCGAGACCUUUGAGGAGAUCCAGUUUUUUAAUGGUCACAACUAUCACAAAGGCAUCGACUGGUACAUGGAGUUCUUCCCUAUUCCCUCCAACACCACCUCUGACUUCUACUUUGAGAAAAGUGCCAACUACUUUGAUUCAGAAGUGGCACCACGGCGGGCAGCUACCCUGUUGCCCAAGGCCAAGAUCCUCACCAUCCUCAUCAAUCCAGCCGACCGAGCUUACUCCUGGUACCAGCACCAGCGAGCCCACGAUGACCCAGUGGCCCUAAAGUACACCUUCCAUGAGGUGAUCACAGCUGGCCCUGAUGCGUCCUCAAAGCUGCGUGCCCUCCAGAACCGUUGCCUGGUCCCUGGCUGGUAUGCCACUCACAUUGAACGCUGGCUCAGCGCCUUCCAUGCCAACCAGAUCCUGGUCCUGGAUGGCAAACUGCUGCGAACAGAACCUGCCAAAGUGAUGGACACGGUGCAGAAAUUCCUCGGGGUGACCAGCACUGUUGACUACCACAAAACCUUGGCGUUUGACCCAAAGAAAGGAUUUUGGUGCCAACUGCUUGAAGGCGGAAAAACCAAGUGUCUGGGCAAAAGCAAGGGACGGAAAUACCCAGAGAUGGACUUGGAUUCCCGAGCCUUCCUAAAGGAUUACUACCGGGACCACAACAUCGAGCUCUCUAAGCUGCUGUAUAAGAUGGGCCAGACACUGCCCACCUGGCUGCGGGAGGACCUCCAGAACACCAGGUAGCCUCGGCUACCACAGCCAGACAGAACGCUUGUGUUAGCAGGGAUGUCCUGCCUCACACUGAGCCAGACUGACCUGCCGAAGGGUGCUGGGCCAGGCCAGCCAAAAGCAACGAGCAAUACUCUGCGAAGGCCCGUGGGGCCGGAAGCCCAGGCAGGUCUGCAAGCGCCUCAGAGCAUCCGCCGCUGGAUGUGUGGCCUGUGGGACCUCUCUGAUACCGGAGGUCCAUUCCGUUCGCAGCUUCCCUGCCUGGGGAGACCACUUCCUGUUGGUGGAACGUCGUUCCCUGGUGAGAGGAGUCCUGGAGACUCUCUCCUGUCCCUCACUGUGUGCUGCCCACUCGUGCCCUUCCCUCUGUCACACCGCCACCCCUGCUCCGGCAGGGUGUCCCCUCAGUGUUAGCUGCCAUAUUUCCCUGUCCUCCAGACAGUAAGGGAGAAGAGUGCAGCUGGGCCUUUCGCUCAACUAGGGAGAAAGACUGGGCAUGUCCGUGAGGGUUUUGAGCCAGGCUCUGCCAGGGUUUAGCUGGGCACCCGGAAUCACGCAUUGGAUUGGAUGUGAGGGUGGCCAUCUUGAGAGGACUUAUGACCUCUGUAUUUGGGUUAAUAUUAUCACAUCUCAUCUCUUCUUUGGGGGAGAGACUCUCUGGUCCCUAUAGUAUCCACCUAGUGCUCAUGGUCUCUUGUAGGCCCUGGGCCACUGCCAUGCCACUGGGCCUAGAGAUCUGGGCCUUAGCCCUGUCCUAUUCACCUGGAUGUGACUGUGGUGUUUCCUGUGGUAACGGCUGAGGCGAGUCAGGAGUCUGCCAGUGUCCAUGCUCCCGUGUACAUACAUCAUUUUACAGCCACUGCCUCGGCCCAGCAGACAUGGCAGAGUUAGCAAGACUGCUGUCCACUGCUUUGCCCAGCAACCUGUGGCCGAGGGUCCCCAGAGACCCCUUAACCUCCCAAAUACUAAGAAGCUAAAGUAUUUUAAUAUUUUGUGUUUUUUUUUCUUGGUGCCAGAGUUUAUACCCUGGGUGCUGGGGUCGCACUGUGUUUUAUAUAUAUAUAUAUAUAAUGUGUAUAUAUAUAUUAUAUUUUUUUUGGUUGGGUUUGUUUUUAAUUCAGUCAUACACAAUGGUGGCAAGCCCUAACCUCAAAGGGUGUCAUAUCUUAAUGCUAGAGAAGGAGUUGGGAGGGAAGGCAAGUGUUUCCGGUAAGAGUCUAGGCCUCAGGGAGAUGGCUUGUCCCACAGAGGGGACAGAGACGGUAAGAUGGAAAGGAAGAGCGACUCUCUCCAGAAAGUCUGGGUUUACAAGCCUAGUGGCCCUGGGGUGUUUGGGCCACAGGGAAAAGCUGGGCUGGGGUGGGAGACCCCUGGGCUGCCCUCCCCCCGUCACAUGGUGCUAGGUUGGGAGCUGCCUUGGAGUGGGACGCCCACAGGGACCCACAGAAUUGUCUCCAGUCCCUGCAGACACAGGGUCUCUGGCUGUUUUCUGCUUGGUUUCUGUUCCUGCCCCCCUUUUAACAAUGUGAAGUGACUGAGGUUGGGUUGCCUUUCUCUGCCCCGCCCCCCAACUGCCAAUUCAACUGUCCACCAGGCGUCCAGGACAUUCUGGCAUUCUGGGCUUGGAAGGGUCCCAAGAUGGGCACAAAGUGGGUCCAGGAAUGGGAGGUGGCCUUGGUCAAUGUCACCGAGGCAUUGGAAACAGUACCGAGAGCUAAGUUCAGGCCCCUGAUUCUGAGCCCUGUGCUCUUCCAAUACCACACUGCCUCGGAGCCUGUCCUCGGGACCCUCCAGUGUUUCAGGUUCCUGUCUUUCCCUCAGUCACAGCUGUGGUCAUUCCAGGACACGGGGACAAACCACUCUUUCCCAGCCAGGUGCCUUUGAGCCUUCCCCUUCCGAGACCUGCACGCCGCUCUUCCUGCUGUGUUCUCUUGCUUCAUUCAUCCUGGUGGCUAGGGCUGUCUUCAUUCUGAGCUGGCCUCUCCUUGAGUUCUCCACUGUUGUGGAGAGUGUUGGGUGCUCAGGGGAGCCUGCAUGCGUGGUUUCGGGGUGCAAAGCCAUGUCAUGUCAUGUUUCUCAUUGGGGUCUUGGAGCCUGUGGAGUACCUGAGGACAGGGUUGGGUAUGCUCAAACGUCUUGCCAGCAAGCUGUAACCAGACUCAGAGUUGGUCAGAGUGUGUGUCCUUAGCCUCACUUCCCACCUGUCAUGAGGGUGGCUCUUGUAUUCUGAAAGUUGCUUCCUAUAUGAGACCCUGUGAGAGCUGAGUUAGGGUGCUUGGAGUGGCCCCUGUACAGCAUGCAGCUCCAUUAGCCUCUGCCUCUGGCCUCAGGUGGAAGCAGGCAGGUUGGAGACCCUGGCAGACAGGAGAUACUCUGGGGUCUGUUUCCUUCUAAGACCCUGGGGGCUGCCGUCUGUUCUAAGCCUGUAGGUUAUUGCUGCUACUCUGUCCCUUCUUGUUACUGGACCCAGACUCUGGCCCAGCUUGCAGAUACUGGGUCUUGGAAAGUAGCUCAGUUUGUCCUAGGACCUCUCAACUAGAAUGACUGGAAGCAUUUGGAAAAUCAAAAGAAGGUUGAGGGAAUUCGCUUCAGUUGUUUAGGCCACUCCCCUGUCCCUUCUGCAGUCUCUACCAGAAGCCUUUGCCUUAUGGGUGCAGAUCAUCUGCAACUGCCUCAGUCAUUCCUGGUUCUAGAGCUUUCUGUGGGGCAGGCACCUCAGAGAGCAUGAGGUUGAAAUGGACCUUUUCACAGCCUGAUGGAUGAGCAGUUAAUGCUUCCGGGUCUGCUGAUGGCCAGCGGAGGAAAACUGCUGGCCUGUCCCACCCUGGAGCCCCAGGGAUAUGUCAGUGGGAAGAGCGGGUUCAGAACCAUCCCACCCAGUGUUGGCCUGUGAGUGCCAGCCACCCUCCAUCUGGACUGAAGGAGGUCAGCAUUUGCCAGCUUGUCUUCGUUCUCUGUGCGUGGACGUGUUGUAAAACCUAUAAGUUGCAGGUACCAUGGGACUGUUGAUCCCUACUGUUGCCCUGAAAGAUAAAGGCCUUCUGCCAGACCAGCCAGUGCCACAGCCGACACAGCCACUAACAGCUGCUGUCUAGUCUGUACCCAAAGGUUCCCACCCCCCACCCCCGACCUCCUGGCAAUUAUACCCGCUUUUAGUAUUGGACCCAGUCAGGGCAAGAACAUUGUAUCUUAUUACAAAGUUCCUUUGAAUGCUAAAAAGGUCUCCCUUUGCCCAUUUGAUUUUUUUUUUUUUAAUGUUUGGUUUUUGUUUGUUUGAGACAAGGUCUCAUUAUGUAGUCUCGGCUAGCCUGGAAUUUUCUGUGUAGACCAGGCUAGCCCUGGAACUCAUAGAGAUCCACUUGACUCUCAAGAGCUGAGAUUAAAUGUGUGCACUUACCAGGUCCAGUCCAAAAUAGUAUUUUGUUUGUUUUAUUGAGACAGAGUCUCACCAUGUAACUCUGGCUGUUCUGGAAAUUGCUGUAUGAACCAGCCUGGCUUUGAACUCAGAGAUCCACCUGGCUCUGCCUCCCAAGUGCUGGGAUUAGAGGUGUGCGCCACCACUCCCAGCCCCCAAAAGGUAUUAUUUUUAAGGCCAGAGGGUCUGUUGUCAUAUAGAAGUCCCACAUUCCAGAUCCAGUGUUUCCUCAAGGGUGACUGUGCUUUUUGUGCUAAUGUGGCAUUUCCCUCUGCCUAAGGUGUGGCUCCUUCCACUACCACCUGUAGCAAGGGCCAGACCAGCCUGGAGGAAGGGAGAGGGCUCCCUGAAGAGGCAGCAUCACGUUGGGAGGGUCUGAGGGUACUACGGGGUGGAGUGGACCGUUGAACUGCCCCAGGGAGGCCAGGCUGGGCAUGGAGUUGUCAGAAUGAGUGUAUACAGCUUUGAGGAGCUAGGCUGCCCCGUGCCGAACACAGCAUCCAUGUUUCUCCACCUCUUCCCUUCUCUGUCUUUGUUCUGGCUUCCCUGCUUCUGUUCUGUGGUUCUGGGGUCUUCACUUUUUAGAUGGUCCGUGUGCACUGGAGCAGAAAUAAGACCUCAGGCUAUGACGGGAAGAUGGAGAAGUGCCUCCUCUAGGCUGCGGUAUGAGGAGCACGGGGUACAGUGGGUGGUCAUGUGACCGUCUUCCUCCCCAGG
This is a messenger RNA of Peromyscus eremicus (cactus mouse), 7156 nucleotides long. It is a transcript of the gene Ndst1, whose product is annotated as N-deacetylase and N-sulfotransferase 1. NCBI's taxonomy places the organism in Eukaryota, Metazoa, Chordata, Mammalia, Rodentia, Cricetidae. Gene Ontology annotation, molecular function: deacetylase activity; heparan sulfate N-sulfotransferase activity. The record is from RefSeq and is a predicted model, not a curated record. The transcript has 14 exons. Gene Ontology annotation, cellular component: Golgi apparatus. Bases 391 to 3039 code for a protein of 882 amino acids.